AUGCCGGGGGCACUGGCGACUAGCCUAGACGAGCCAGACCGGCCACAGCGUUCGGUGAGCAAGACAUUGAAGCGCGCCGUGUCCUCUUACUUUGUUCCCCGUGGCCGCUUCAAAAAACUAUUGGAGAGCGCGGAGAAUGACAACGAGGCGGAUGUCUACCGGCGGAAUAGUGGGCACAGGGUGUUCACCCAUGCUGACUGGGCGGUGCACAGGAAGCCAUCCCGCUAUGCCCGGCACCUGGCCCUCAUCUUCGCCAGCCGCAUCUUCAGGUCCCUCAUCCCCCCCAUCACGGCCGUCACCCUCAUCUCCACGCUGGUCGGGGUGUAUGAGACGCUUCUCAAGGAGCACCGCCUCCCUGCACAAUGGCCCCACGUGACCCUGGCGCUGGGCCAGGGCUUCCAGCUGACGGCGUUUGCGCUGUCCCUGCUGCUCGUCUUCCGCACCAACUCGGCCUAUGGUCGCUGGUGGGAGGCGCGCAUGCUGUGGGGCUCCCUGACCAACCGCACCCGUGACUUCGUGCGCCAGUGCCUCGCCUUCUUCCCCGAAGACGCCAAGCGCUUGCGCGAGGCGGCGGUGCUCUGGACCAUCGCGCUGCCGUACGUGGUCAAGGCCCACCUGCGGGAGGGCAACCGCCUGGAGUCGGAGCUGGAGGGCAUCCUGACGCGGGACGAGGUGGAUGCGCUGACGGGCGCCACACACCGCCCCUGCUUCGUCCUCGCCGCGCUUUCCCAGGUGGUGGCCGCCGCAGGGCUGGACCCGCAGCUGCGCCAGCGCCUGGACACCAACCUCACCGCCUUCGAGGACUGCAUCGGCGGCUGCGAGCGCAUCCUGCGCACCCCCAUCCCCCAGUCCUAUACGAGGCACACCUCCCGCUUCCUCAUGAUCUGGCUGAUCAUGAUGCCCUUCACCCUCUGGGCCGCCUACUCCUGGGUCUCCAUCCUGCUGUCAGGCCUGUUUGCCUACCUCAUGUUGGGCAUCGACGAGAUCGGGGUGCAGAUCGAGGAGCCCUUCGGGGUGCUGCCCCUGGGCAGCUUCUGCGCCACCAUCGAGCGCAACCUGAGGGAGCUGCACUACAGCAACCCGGAGGCGCGCUUCGCGGCCCUGCCCUGGCUGGUGCCGGCCUCGCCCACCUGUUCCCGUGCCUCGGGCAGCUGCGACGGCGCGGACAUGGCCGCUGGCAUGGAUGACAUAGACCCUGUGGCUGGGAAGCUGCCGCACCUGAACGGGGCGCCCCAGGCCGGCCAGCCUCGGGUGUACAAGCACACGUCGGACGCCGCUGAGCUGGCGGCGGGGCACGUCCGCUUUGCGCACCGCUGGCUGGAGCCUCACCCGCACCUCAUCCACUCCCCUGUGCACCCACACCACCCCAACCACCACCACGGGCAUGGGCACGGGCACGGCGCCCAGGAGCAUGGGCGCGGCGCCUUCCACCAGACCUCCACGCUGCACGCGGACGUGGAGGACCAGGUGGUGCACCCCGCCAGCUACCCGACCGCGGCGCGCCAUACGCCCCCGCAUCGCAGCUGGUUUGGGGGGAGGUGGGUGGAGGAGGACUGA
This is a messenger RNA of Auxenochlorella protothecoides, 1557 nucleotides long. RefSeq names its product UPF0187 protein, chloroplastic. Gene Ontology annotation, molecular function: chloride channel activity. The transcript has 6 exons. The record is from RefSeq and is a predicted model, not a curated record. NCBI's taxonomy places the organism in Eukaryota, Viridiplantae, Chlorophyta, Trebouxiophyceae, Chlorellales, Chlorellaceae. The coding region runs from base 1 to 1557 and encodes 518 amino acids.